AUGAAUAAAGACUUAUUAUGGUCACUAUGUCCAAAUGAAUAUCUUAAAAGAUUUAUAGAACAAGGCAUACGCCCAGAUGGAAGAACAUCGGAAAUAUCCCGUAGUAUAUGUAUUCAAAAGAAUACAAUACCUAAUUAUGAUUGCUCUGUUUCAAUAAAAGCUGGAAAUUCAUCAUAUAUGGCAGGGAGUACAAAUAAAAUUGCAGCUAAUGAAUCAGAUAGUGAUAUUCAACGUAGAAUUAUUGUUAAUAUAGAUUUUCCUAAGGUUUGUGGACUUACAGUAAGUACUAAUCAAUCUAUAUAUAUAGCAAAUACAAUAAUGGAAUGUUUAAAUGAUACAAGAAUUCUAAAUAAGGACUUGUUGUAUUCGAAAGUUAAUGAUAAGGAUAUAUUUUGGGUAAUAUAUAUAGAUAUAGUAUGUCUAUCUUAUGAUGGAAAUGCUCUAGAUUAUUGUUUCCUUGCAGCUGUAGCUUCCUUAAUAGAUACAAAUAUACCAAAAAAUAUUGAAUGGGAUAAAGAAUAUUCAUGGUAUAGGAUAUCUAGUGAUAAUAUUUCAUUGGAGCCAGGUGAAAAUAUUUAUGAGGACACAAAUGUACAAGAAAACUCUUCAAGUCGUAUACUAAAGUAUAUUCCUAUAUUUGUCUCAUUUCUUUACUUAUCUGGUGGAUAUUGGGUAUGUGAUCCAAGUUAUAUAGAAGAUUCACAAGGUGAUAUGAUAUCAUUUUGUUGUUUAGGGAUUGAAGAAAAAGCUACUUUAGUGACACAGCGUAUUACAAAAUGUGAUACGUGUCUACAAUCUAAUUUAUCUCAUUUAAAGAAUGUUGCAAUUCAACAUGCACUUAAUAUACGUAGAUUGUUAAUUUAG
Molecule: messenger RNA, 864 nt
Organism: Cryptosporidium muris RN66
Lineage: Eukaryota; Apicomplexa; Conoidasida; Eucoccidiorida; Cryptosporidiidae
Product: 3' exoribonuclease family protein, putative
Exons: 1
Coding region: 1-864 (287 amino acids)
Biological process (GO): U4 snRNA 3'-end processing; TRAMP-dependent tRNA surveillance pathway; nuclear polyadenylation-dependent mRNA catabolic process
Cellular component (GO): cytoplasmic exosome (RNase complex); nuclear exosome (RNase complex)
Source: RefSeq, a predicted model, not a curated record